Messenger RNA from Cooperia oncophora, 420 nucleotides. NCBI's taxonomy places the organism in Eukaryota, Metazoa, Nematoda, Chromadorea, Rhabditida, Trichostrongylidae. The record is from the annotation of a GenBank genome assembly.
AUGCAACAGCAAAGAGAAAAUAUCAAAGCUAGGAGAGCUGGUAUUCCGCCAGUUCCACCUUCGAUUGAUCUCGCUGCUACUGAGCAGUCAUUUUUGGAGUCAAGUUCUAGGGAGUGUGCGAAGUUGCCAAGUAGUCAGUUCGCUUACGCAGUUCCGGAGCCAAAGUUUUCCGACAUUUCAUCGAUACAACCGAGUGAUGCCACAUUCCCUUCGAAAACGCCAUGCAAGAGGUCAAAAAACGUUGUGUGCUCCACACCAUUACGUUAUAUCUCUCCAGCAAUGGGAGUUCCUGCCGCUAUUGUGAAGUCUGCUGAUAGCAGUGUUUCUAUUUCAAAAGGAGGUUACCAGCCCGCAGCAGCAGUUAGCAGUAUGAUUAAAGAGGUGGUUGUUUUUCUUACGUUCUUUUCCGCUUUUCCAUAA